CUCGUCUCUUUCCUUCGAAAUUGUGAAAUGGAAAUAUGGAUUCAGUUUGAGAGCCCGACGUUUUUGGUUUAUUUCAAUUUUCAAUUUUCUGCAAUUAUUUUUAUUAAAUUUAACGGCUGAAUGGCAAAAACCGGAUGAGCGGCUUGAUCUGCUCGAGCGGUUAACCGCUUCGGCCGCUUGUCAAUCGCUACAUAAAACCAGAGCGGUGUUUAAACUGUUCCGAGCCGAUUUUAUGACCGGGUGACGAUUUUACCAGUCGGACCGAGCGGCUCGGCUCGACUUUAAUAACACUGAUAAUAAAAAUACUUUUAAGAGCUACUUUAACGCUUGAUGGAGUACUCAUCUCAACACUACACCAACUUCACCAUAGGGCCCGUUAAAACCACUUGAACUAAAAAAAUCGGAUCAACUUUACAAAAGACACCAAAAUAUAUGCCAUCGCUUAAGUCUCGACCGAUUUUCUUCAUGAAGAUUACUGGUAGUAGUGAUUUUUUAUUUUUAUUUUGAUAACUUGCUUGAAACUUUAUUACUAUCUCAUAAGCUCAUUAUGGAUCAAAACUCAAAAGUAGUAAUAAGGAAAUAGAAGGUCUAGUAAACCAAACUUCGGUUUCCCCCAAAUCCCAAUUACAUUUUACGGGUGAAAUACCUCACAUACCACUAAACUUUGAGAAUUGGGGCAAGGAUAUCACUAAAAUAAAAAUAGGGCAUUAGAUACCAUAAAACUCAAUAAAUUGUGCAUCCAUCCAUUUUUUCAUCCAUUUGACUAACGGUUAACAAAAUUAGCCAGAUCAGCCUAUAUAAAAACAAAAAUUUGCCACGUCAUCAAUCAUAUUUGUCCAUCUUUCGUCUAUUGACUCUAUUCCCUCUCCAGAAAUCGAAAAUCCAAUUUCAACCAAAAUAAAUUCUACAAACCCAUCUUUUAAUCAUCUCCCAACCUCAGCUUCGAACUCUAAUCUUGAGGAUGAUGAUCAGAGUUACUCGUGUUAUUCCCAUCCAGACAGGGGCGGAUUUAUGGAGGUUUAGGGGUAUCCCGGGACACCCCUAAAAUUUGGGAAAAUAAUUAUCGAUCCCCUAGUAGUAGAAUCUAUAUGGCGAAAUGCUCCACAGAUCACAAACCUACAUCAUUAUCAGGUGGAAUUGUUUUACUCGGUUCUUGAUAUGCAGUUGCAAGAGUUGAACAACCGCUUUGAUGAGGUGAACACUACAUUGUUGACUUGUAUGGCUUGUCUUAGCCCAGAGAAUGAGUUUGCUCCUUUUGACAAGGAGAAACUGGUAAGACUUACUCGAUUUUAUCCUAAAGAGUUUGGUCACUUAUCUGACUCUUUUCUUCUACGGGACAUUGAGAAUUACUAUCAUUGCAUUAAGAAUGAUGAGUUAUUCCGUGGGUUAAAAGGAAUUGAUGAAUUAGCUCAAUUGAUGGUAAAAACAAAGGUGAAUCUUUCAUAUCCAUGGAUCUAUUUGCUUCUCAAGGUUGUAUUAAUUCUACAAGUUGCAACAACAAGUGUUGAAAGAGCUUUUUCAGCUUUGGUUUACAUCAAGAACAAGCUUCGGAAUCGAAUGGGAGAUCAGUUCGUGAAUGAUUGUCUUGUAGGUAUAUUGAAAGGGAUUUGUUGUGCAAUGUAGACACAGAGUGUAUUUUGCAAUUUUUUCAGAAUAUGAAAACUCGUCGUGGACAAUUGUUGUAACUUAUACUUAUCGGUAUUUUUUUGUUGAAUACUAAUCGGAUAAUUUCUUAUUUAAGAAUUAUUUAAGUUUUAAUUUUUUUUUAGAGGACACCCCUAUUUAAAAUUUAUGGAUCCGCCACUGCAUCCAGAGACUUUUAAUUUCACGCCCAAUUGUGUUCCUCUUAUCAAGUCGUCGCAUCGGAUUCCUUCGCGUCUAUCUUCAUCUUCUUCCUCUACCAGUUGCUCUUCCUUCGCCGAUGUUGGAGCCUCUUCCUCAUCUCUCCACGCCUGCUCCGAACAGCCUCGAGCUCAGAUCUACCAACUUCGGCACGUCUCUCACCGCCUUAUUCUCCUGCAUCAUCUCAACCGCAACCAUUGUUCUGAGCAUCCGCAACAGUUAAACCUCGCCUUGCAAUUGGCUUGUCCGGAAUCGAAAGGCAAAAUUAUACCAACCAUCGUCGAAAUCGCAGCGAGCAUCAUUGUCGCGAUCUGGGAUGCAGUUGCAGAGACGACAAUCUCGUGGCCCUGGAUGUCUAAAGCAGGCUUUCUUCCUCUCUUAAAGUAAUCAUUAGUAAAUCCUCAUUGGUCCAUGAACUUACAUAUUUAGACACCAAUUAGGAAUUCACUCCUCCCACUAGAACUGGGGAAAGAAGCUGGCAAAGAGUUUCAGGGGAGAGGGGGGAGAGGGAGAGUGAAUAGAGAGUUGCUAGUUUUGGGUGAUGUGUUUAUUAUUUAUUUAUGGGAUGGGUCAUGGGAGUAGAAAUAAUAGAAUAAGGAUUGG
Molecule: messenger RNA, 2445 nt
Organism: Linum trigynum
Lineage: Eukaryota; Viridiplantae; Streptophyta; Magnoliopsida; Malpighiales; Linaceae
Source: the annotation of a GenBank genome assembly